Lutzomyia longipalpis is the source of this 2619-nucleotide messenger RNA. RefSeq names its product NADP-dependent malic enzyme (gene Men-b). The record is from RefSeq and is a predicted model, not a curated record. Gene Ontology annotation, biological process: pyruvate metabolic process; malate metabolic process. Gene Ontology annotation, molecular function: malate dehydrogenase (decarboxylating) (NADP+) activity; NAD binding; malate dehydrogenase (decarboxylating) (NAD+) activity. The coding region runs from base 246 to 2105 and encodes 619 amino acids. Gene Ontology annotation, cellular component: mitochondrion. The transcript has 5 exons. NCBI's taxonomy places the organism in Eukaryota, Metazoa, Arthropoda, Insecta, Diptera, Psychodidae.
AAACACACCAACAUUUCGAUACCAACACUCUGCGUCCUCAUUCUGCGCUCUUUACCAGAAUUUCCCACAACGUCAGUCUUGUGUCAGUUUCACUUGUAAGAGACAAGAAUCAGCCGCUCCAUAAAGAGAGAACUUAGAAGAGAAUUUUUCACACAAAAAUCAUUUUGCAGUGUGUGACGGAAAAAUCCGGAAAAACAUCCAACGGAGUCAGUUAAUGUGCAGGAAAAUUUAAAGUUUUUAAUACAAUGGCGCGCAAUAUACUGAAUUCACCCGUCUACAAGCAAUUGCAUUUAGGAGCUUUUGGACGUACCUUGGGUGUCUGUGGGGUAUCCAAGAAGGAAAUUUCGGUGCCUCAGAGGGAAUACCAUGAGGUCAAUGGGGAUAUUCCGUGUCCUUCAAUGCUCCAGGGUAUUGAUCACCUGCGAGAUCCACGAUUAAACAAGGGGUUGGCUUUUACUCUCGAGGAACGUCAGGUACUCGGUAUCCACGGACUCCAACCGGCACGAUUCAAGUCUCAAGAGGAGCAACUGCAGCUCUGCAAAAUAUCAAUUGAUCGGUAUAAGGAGGACUUGAAUAAAUACCUCUACCUCGUGGAUUUACAGGAUCGAAACGAACGCUUAUUUUUCCGACUUCUCAGUGAGAAUGUAAAGAACAUGAUGCCCAUCGUUUACACCCCAACUGUUGGAUUAGCUUGCCAGAAAUUUGGGCUCAUCUAUCGUCGCCCUCGAGGUCUCUUUGUAACAAUCAAUGAUCGCGGGCACGUGUUUGAUGUGAUCAAGAACUGGCCUGAACCAGAUGUCCGUGCUAUCUGCGUCACAGAUGGUGAGAGAAUUCUCGGCUUAGGUGAUCUGGGGGCCAAUGGGAUGGGUAUCCCCGUGGGAAAGCUCUCACUCUACACUGCCCUUGCGGGUAUUAAACCCCAUCAGUGUCUUCCAAUCCUCCUGGACGUUGGCACCAAUAACAGGGAUCUCCUCGAGGAUCCCCUGUACAUUGGGUUGCGCCAAGAGAGGGUAACAGGAGAGGCAUACGACGAGUUUAUUGAUGAAUUUAUGCGUGCUGUUGUGAAAAAAUACGGACAAAAUGUCCUCAUUCAAUUUGAGGACUUUGGCAAUCACAAUGCUUUCCGUUUCCUGGAUAAGUACCGUCACUCCUACUGCACAUUCAAUGAUGAUAUUCAAGGAACUGCCGCUGUUGCCGUUGGUGGGCUAUAUGCAUCAAAGAGAUUAACAGGAAAACGUUUUACUGACCAUCAAAUACUCUUUGUGGGUGCCGGUGAGGCAGCCAUUGGAAUUGCUGAUCUCUGUGUGCGUGCAAUGAUUGUGGAAGGAUGUACAUUGGAGGAGGCACGAAAUAAGAUCUGGAUGACUGAUAUUGACGGGCUCCUUGUCAAAGGGCGAGAACAUCUCGAAGGACACAAAGCGUACUACGCAAAGGAUACCACACCAAUGAAGGAUCUUCUCGAAAUUGUUAAAACAAUCAAACCGAGCAUACUUAUUGGGGCAAGUGCUCAACCGGGUCUCUUCACCAAGGAAGUUCUCGGAGAAAUGGCUGAGAAUAAUCCAAAACCAAUUAUUUUUGCCCUCUCAAAUCCCACGGAUAGGGCAGAAUGUACGGCUGAACAAGCUUUUGAGCAUACAGAGGGACGAGUGAUAUUUGCAUCUGGAUCUCCAUUCCCACCUGUUCAGUACAAUGGGAAAACUUACUACACGGGACAAGGCAAUAAUGCAUACAUCUUCCCAGGAGUUGCUCUUGGGGUGAUUGCGACUGAAACGCACCAUAUACCGGAGGAUAUGUUCUUAAUUGCAGCUCAAGAGCUUGCAGAUUGUGUUACCGAAGCAGAUCUCAUGCAAGGAUCUCUCUAUCCUGAUUUAGCGCGUGUCAAGGAGGUUUCCCUUAAUAUUGCCAUUGGAAUUACCAAGUUUGCUUACGUCAAAGGACUCGCCUCGACGUACCCGGAGCCGCAUGAUAAGAGACAAUGGCUGCUGGAUCAGCUCUAUAACUUCAACUAUGAGAGCUCAAUGCCAAUAACUUGGACAUGGCCAAAGGCAAAAGAAAUAAAAACGCGCGAAUUAGUUCCCACCAAACUCACCGAAAGGGAAGAAUAAACAGACACACCCUAAAAAACAAAGCAUUAUUUAAACUAAAUAAAAAAUAAAUAAUAAAUUAAAUCAAUUGCAAAAAGUCUAUCGAACAAACAUUUUAGAGAUAACAGUAUUUUCACUAAAUAAGUCAAUAUAUAAUUCUACGUGACUAUAAGUAGAGAGAAAGCAAAAGUCGUUAGUUUGUGCCACAAUAUUAAAUUAUUUAUGACUUAUUUAAUUUUUUGAGGAGUGAGAGAAAAAGAUAAAAUCUUUUUGAAUUAUUUAUUGUAAUUUCGUUUUUAGAUAAAAACAAAUUCAUUUAGAAUUUCUAAUUAAUUUAAAUUUACAAAAAAAACCCAACAAUUUGACCGUCGAAGCGUUCUUAAAGAAACAAAAAUGUGUUGACUAUUUUUCAAGAAAACAAAAUUCAUUCUAAAACUCUACGUAUAUCCCAUAAUAUAUAAUAAAAAAAAAUAGUUAUGUCCUGUUGACGAAAAGAAUGUGGACUAGUGUUGCAAAAUAAAUGUUUCCACUAUUC